Molecule: messenger RNA, 3474 nt
Organism: Myxocyprinus asiaticus (Chinese sucker)
Lineage: Eukaryota; Metazoa; Chordata; Actinopteri; Cypriniformes; Catostomidae
Product: 5'-AMP-activated protein kinase subunit gamma-1-like
Exons: 13
Coding region: 185-1177 (330 amino acids)
Source: RefSeq, a predicted model, not a curated record
GCACCGGAAUGCGUCUUCCUCAUCCUUAAAGGAGUCUGUUAGCGAACCAAAGUACAACAUAAUUUCUCUGUUCAGAGACUGGAUUAAAUCAUUAUUUCUGUUCCAGAGACCGAAUUAAAUUACACUUGUGCUUUCGGAGACCAAAUUAAACUUAAUUUGUGUCUUGAGAGGCUGUGAAUGGACCAUGGAGUGUGUUCCUGCUGUUCUAGAUGAAUUGGAUGGUAAAAAAGAGGCACCCAUAGAGGACCCCAAGUAUAAUGUGUACACGCGCUUCAUGAAAUCCCACCGCUGUUAUGAUCUAGUGCCCACCAGUUCCAAGCUUGUGGUCUUUGACACUUCGCUACAGGUGAAGAAGGCAUUCUUUGCUCUAGUGUCAAAUGGGGUGAGAGCAGCCCCUCUCUGGGACAGCAAGAAGCAAUGCUUUGUUGGGAUGCUGACCAUCACAGAUUUCAUCAAUAUACUUCACCGCUAUUACAAGUCUCCUCUGGUCCAGAUAUAUGAGUUAGAAGAGCACAAAAUAGAGACAUGGAGAGAGGUCUACUUGCAAGAUUCCUUCAAGCCUCUCGUGAGCAUAUCGCCGAACGCCAGUCUAUAUGAUGCAGUUUCAUCUCUACUGAAGCAUAAGAUCCACAGAUUACCUGUGAUUGAUCCACUAACAGGAAACACACUCUACAUUCUCACACACAAGAGGAUCCUCAAAUUCCUUAAACUCUUUAUAUCUGAGAUCCCAAAAUCUGCAUUUCUGUCACAAACACUGGAGGAGUUGGACAUCGGAACGUUUGACAACAUUGCCGUGGUGCACUCCGACACGCCGCUGUACACUGCUCUGGGAAUCUUUGUGGAUCAGAGGGUGUCCGCCCUGCCUGUGGUGGAUGAAAAUGGACGAGUGGUUGACAUCUAUUCCAAGUUUGAUGUUAUAAAUCUGGCAGCUGAGAAGACCUACAAUAACCUGGACAUCACUGUGACUAAAGCCCUACAGCAUCGCUCGCAGUAUUUCGAGGGUGUCCUCACCUGCAGAGCAAAUGAGACUCUUGAAGCCAUUAUCAAUAGACUGGUGGAGGCAGAGGUUCACAGGUUAGUGGUUGUGGAUGAGCAAGAAGUUGUAAAAGGCAUCGUGUCUCUCUCGGAUAUCUUGCAGGCUUUGGUGCUCACCAAUGGAGAUGACGGAACAGCUUGACCCAAGUAGAAAAGGCUGAAGGAGGAGGUCUUUCUGUCUUGCAUGAUUUCUGUGCAGCUGGAAAGACUGAUGGAGCACAUAGUAGUCAUCAGCCAUAUAACAGCUGUUUAUAAAGCACAACGCAUUUAUUAGAUAUUCUACUGCUCUGAUCAACAACAAAAAAAAGGCCUUUCGAAGAAAAAACUCUCACAAAAAUACAGCCCCAAAACAGUCAAAUAGGAAACAUCAUCAUCCACAAUUGUGUUGCAGAAAAUGACUGAAUCCAAAUAAUUUUAGCAGCUGAUGUGACAUCAGUCUGUCACGUUAUUGGCUGCUUUGUCUACACAAAAGGAAAAAAAAACAAAACAAUAGAAGUACAGGUGUAAGCAAAGCAGCUGUUUGGGUCACAAACGUUGUACCUAGAAAUAACGUACUUGUUACACAAGUCGUAAAGGUGUUCAAGUAUCACUGGAGAAGAAAGCUAGUGUUUAAAUCUAGAAUUAGAGACAAAAACAUUCCGUUGAUCACCAGCAGGUUUAUGUAGUGUGUUUUCGUUGGUAUCUCAAAGGGCAUUUUUUUUAAUUUUAUUUUUUAGUUUGACAGAGUUGCUCAUUUCACACAGGUAAGUCCUCUAAAGUAAUUUGACUGAAAUGGACUAUUUCUAAAUUGACACACACAGUCACUCCUUAGUUUUGUCUUAUGAAGAGGCUUGUGGUUUGUGAUCACAGGGGUCUCUCUGACUCAUUACCAGUGUGAAAAUCAAAAUUUAUUUUUAGUCCAGCACUAAGAGCCAUUUCUACUUACUUUACAAUGUGAAACGGAGCAAAGAUAUGGGAGUGCUUUUGUAAAAUUACAUUUUUUACUUUUAAUCAAUUCAUUUUCAUAUAAUCCGAAUCCCCAUAAACCACAUUGUUAAAAAAGGCAACAGUGCUCGCCCACUUUUUCAGCCAUCUUGGUUCGGUAUGUAUUUUCCCCAUUUGUUUCUUCCACAGGCAUUUCAUAAAGUACCUCAAAAAAAGAGUUGUAAGCCAUGAACCAAACCAACCAGCUCCAAGGUGUAUAACAACAUUACAAACUAUUAGAAAAUUGGACAAAAAGACAAUUAACAUCAUUGAUAAUGAACUACAAUCCUAUGAAGCAUUGUGAAUGAUGUAAUCAAAUGGAAAAACUAUGAAAUAAUAUACAAUGAUUAAUUUAAAAUGGUGAUUUUUAGUACAGAAACAAUAUAUUUCAAUUUUAUUGCAAAAUAUUCAUAUAUAUGCAAAUAUAAAAGCAGUUUGAGAGUGUAGAGAGACUCGAUUGUCUGUCACCUAACAGCAAUAUGAAAGACUUCUAGAGAGCAUGCCAAGAUGCAUGAAAGGUGUGAUUGAAAAUCAGGUUUAUUCCACCAAAUAUUGACCUUAACCCUUCCUUAGUUAAAACAUUACUAUUGUGUUGUUUUAAAAUGAAUAUGAACUUGUUUUCUUUGCAUUGUUUAAGGUCUGAAAACACUGCAUCUUUUUUGUUAUUUUGACCAGUUGUUAUUUUCUGCAAAUAAAUGCUCAAUUCUUUUUUUUUUUUUUUUUUUUUUGAAUUUGGUAGAAAUGUUGUCAGUGCUUUAAAACAAAAAUGCUCAUUUUACUCAAACACAUACCUAUGGAUUUACUAGUUAGAGAAACUGAUAAUUUUGCAGUGGUCUCUUAAUUUUGUCCAGAGCUGUAUAUCCAUAUGUUAUCAAGCAGAAUUGAUUUUGAUUUUCUUCUUAGUUGUUUUGGCUCUUACAUUGCAGAAUUGUGUUAAUGUAUAGUUAGUGCUUAAUGUUGCUACUGAUUUAAUUUCACUUUAGUUACUUCAAGAUCUACACUCGUUAAACAGCUCAAAAGACCGUCAUAAAUGUGUUGACGUUUGAAGUAUAAAUUAUAAAGUGAAGUUCAACAAAGGGACAGUCACAAGGAGUGAACAUAUCAAAAUAAUUGAGCAAAGCUGUUAUGAAACUUCCACUUGUGGAUUGCUUGCUGUAAAUGAUUGUGAAAAUCUCAUUAUUUUGAGGAUUGACUCAGUCUCAUUUUAAUGUUGUAAUUCAUCUGGGUUGAAGACUGGUUUGAAGUUUUUAAAACGACCAUUGAAACAUCAUAUUCAGAAUAUUUUUACAGGCCUGUUGUUUUUGUGCGUGUGGUUUUGGAUGGCUCGCACGUUUGUUUGUCAUUUUAAUAUCGUAGCCAGGCUUGCUAUGGAAAAAAGAUCAAUUUCACCAUGUUACUGUAAAAUAUUUAGCUGGUCUUUCUCUCUAAUAAUUUGACAAAUUAUAGAAAUGUAAAUACACCUGAACUGUUUUCUUA